Molecule: messenger RNA, 414 nt
Organism: Hevea brasiliensis (rubber tree)
Lineage: Eukaryota; Viridiplantae; Streptophyta; Magnoliopsida; Malpighiales; Euphorbiaceae
Exons: 3
Coding region: 1-414 (137 amino acids)
Source: RefSeq, a predicted model, not a curated record
AUGGCACACUGGUCCACUCCAGAGUGGAUUGCUAAAUCUCGUAUCACUGCCCAAAAUCGGCGUAGCGAGACUGGUGGUCCAGGCACUGGUUUAAGUAAGCAUACUGGUGGUUCCAGGUCUACUGUAGAGCACAGUCAGAAAAUGGCACAAGAACUACAUCGUGAUCCUAAUUCUUGGGAGGUGUUUAGAAAGUUGCAUAAAAAAAAGGAUGGAACCUUUGUUGAUGCCACUCAGAGCAUUAAUAAAAAGCGGCGCAUGUACGGUUUGGGCUCUCAUGCUUCAACUUUAUACCCAAACUCAUUCAGCUGCUUUGCCACUUCCUACAGGACAGCUAUGGUGAUAGAUCAUGUUGCUGAUGAGCGCAUUAGACUGCUUGAGGAGGAGAUCAUGAGCAUGAGGGAAAAUGAAGAGUGA